Molecule: messenger RNA, 711 nt
Organism: Eimeria maxima
Lineage: Eukaryota; Apicomplexa; Conoidasida; Eucoccidiorida; Eimeriidae
Exons: 4
Coding region: 1-711 (236 amino acids)
Source: RefSeq, a predicted model, not a curated record
AUGGAUAACUCACAUCUGGAUUUCGGGCUUCACAUAGAAACAGCGCGGCUUCAAGAGUUCUUGGGUCAACUCCUUCGGUCCCAAGAAACUAUUCAAAAGCGCCAGGAUGAUCUGGCAUCUGCCUUGGACGAACUGCUUAAGAGGCUUGCUAGUGGAGAAGAUGGCAUGAGAGAGCAGCAACAAGCUCUGCAAAAGCUGCAAGAUGACACUGAACGGCUAUCAGAAAGACUUGAAGCAUUGGAUAAGCUGCGGAUAGGGGAGAAGAUGGAGAGAUACGAUAAUGAUCACAAUGAUAUCAAGUCGUUUCAGUCGCAGAUAUCUCUGCUUGACACAAAAAUCAAAAGUCAAGGAGCUGCUGCGAGCAAUUUACAAGGUCGAGUGAUGGAUGUAGAAAAUAAACAGAGCAAUCUAGACGACCAGUUUAAGGAAAUGGUGCCAGAAUUCAGAUCCCUUAAGGCAAGCCAAGCGGCUGCUACUGUUCAGUGUCAAGAAACACAAGCGCGGUGCGCUGAGGUAGAGCGGCGUCAAGACGAGCUUGUCAAUUCCGUUGAGAAUAAAUAUGAAAAUCUUUGGAAGGGCGUUGAACAUUCACUCGAAGCCAUAUCGACAGCAGAGCUGCAGAAGUACCAGAGUGAUAUUGAAGCCCUCAGUGGGAAAGUGGAGAAGAGGAUGAAUGUCGUCAUCUGCAUGACGACGCUUGAAGGGAUCUAA